Messenger RNA from Asparagus officinalis (garden asparagus), 2983 nucleotides. RefSeq names its product protein FAR1-RELATED SEQUENCE 5-like. The coding region runs from base 287 to 1516 and encodes 409 amino acids. Gene Ontology annotation, biological process: regulation of DNA-templated transcription. The record is from RefSeq and is a predicted model, not a curated record. Lineage: Eukaryota; Viridiplantae; Streptophyta; Magnoliopsida; Asparagales; Asparagaceae. The transcript is spliced from 3 exons.
CGUGCGCUGCAGGGGCUUCUUAGUAAAAAGACCUUGAAAUAAAUCCCCGUGACCUCUCUCUCUCUCCCCCCCAAAUCUCAACUCAUCAACGCAUGACUUCAAAAAUUUCUCCAAAUCCGCUCAUCUCUCUCACAUUUCCUCUCAAUCUCUCCCCAAAUCCACUCACGAAUAUGAGCCGCCGCUUUCUCCUCCGACGAGAACAGCCCUCCUCCGACGACAUCAGCCCUCCUCCGGCGAGACUCGUUGCCGCUGUUCCCCCAAAGACACCAUCACCGAGGAGUUCGGAAUGGAGUCAGAAAAUUCAACUACUGUAGAGUUCGGAAUGGGAGAAUCAAGUAUCAUUAGAAGUGGAAUUGCAGCCAAUACUGUAAAUCAUCCUAAACCACUACUUGGAAUGAAGUUUAAUAGUUAUGAAGAAGCUUAUAACUAUUAUAACUCUUAUGCAUUGUUGAUGGGUUUUGGAAUAAGGAAGAGCACGGUAAAUUACUCUCGCAAAACUAGAGAAGUGGUAGACAGAAAGUUUGUUUGUGAUAAGGAGGGCUAUAAAUCUAAUAGAGACAAGAUAGAGAUCUCUCUUCGGCGAGAGACGCGAGUGGGAUGUAAGGCAAUGAUGCGAGUUAAAUUAUUGGAGGACAAAUCGUGGGAGGUCACGGGGUUUGUUGAAGAACAUAUAAAUCAUGUGUUGAGUAGUCCAGACAAAGCAAAAAUGCACAGAUCACAUCAACAAUUCCAUAAAACUCAAAGAUGUAAAAAACUUAUUGAUAGUCUGCGAGAAGAAGGUAUGCCUCCUUCCACUAUUUCUCGCGUCAUUAAUGCAACUAAUGGAAGAGAAGGUGAAAUAGUGACACCACAACAAUGCAUUGAUCAUAUCAGAACCCAAAGAGUCAACAAUAUUGGUCAUGAAUGCAUAUCUAUCAUUCGUCAUUUUCAGAGUAUGACAGCGAAUGAUCCAGAAUUUUAUUUUGCAGUAGAAGUGGACAGUAGUGGACAAAUGAGGAGUGUUUUCUGGGUCGAUGGAAGAUCAAGAGCAUCUUAUUUGCAAUUCAGUGAUGUUAUUGUGUUUUAUGUGACAUACAGAACUAAUAAGUUCAGUCUUUCAUUUGCUCCAUUUACUGAUGUAAAUCACCAUAGGCAGUCUACUUUACUUGGUUGUGCAUUAUUAGUCGAUGAACAGGAAGAUACAUUUGUGUGGUUAUUUCAAGAAUGGCUGAAAUGCAUGCAUGGCGUUGAACCAGGUGCUAUUAUAACAGAUCAGGAUAGAGCAAUGUGUAAUGCUAUUCACUCAGUGUUUCCAACAACAAGACACCAUUAUUGCUUUUGGCACAUGCAAAAGCACAUUAUGGAUCAUUUGCCUACUUUGGGGUCUCGUUAUGGUGAACAGUUUCAAAGGUAUUGGGGCUUGUGGUAUAAUAGUGCUUCAAUUGAACAAUGUGAAGAAUAUUGGCUUAAGAUGAAGGAGAAGUUUGAUAUAAAUGAAGAAGGUAAGGGAUGGUUACAAACAGUUUACAAAUGUUGAGAACACUGGGUGCCAUGUUUUCUAAAGGACACUUUUUUUGCUGGAAUGAGAUCGAGCCAAAGGAGUGAAAGUGUUAAUGCAUUUUUUGAUGGGUAUGUUAACUCGCAGACUCAAUUACACGAGUUUGUGACACAAUAUGAAAAAGCAGUAACUCAUCAUCGCUUAAGUGAAGCCCAUGAAGAUUUUAAGAGUCUUAACACAAAGCUUGUCAUGCUCCUUGGACAUUCAAUUAAGGUCCAAGCUGGAGAAAUGUAUACACGCAAUAUGUUUGAUGUAUUCCAAACUGAAUUCAAAGGAUUUGGUACAGAGCUUUGUGAAGAAUUGAGAAAAGAUGGGGAUAUUGUUGAAUACAAGAUCUGUAAGUUUACAGAUAGAGGAAAAUGGGAGGUGGUUACUUAUGAACAAUCUAGUCAUAUGCAGUUCCGUUGCACUUGUGCUUUGUUUGAAACUAAUGGUGUUGUAUGUAGACAUAUAUUGUCGUUAAUGAUGGCUAGGCAGAUGGAUUCAUUACCCGACCAUUACAUCCUACACCGUUAGACUAUACAUGCCCGACAUCGUAACAUUGGGGUUGGCAACAUUAUAUUUGGAAGAAACAUCACACGCUGUGAAGAGAAGAUUAAUUUAUUGAAAUCUUGGGCUUUAAGAGCAAAAUUCAAUAAUGCGCUCGAGCUUGCAUUUGCUUCAGAAGAGAAGAUGCAAAAACUAGAUGAUGUGCUAACAAAUUUCAUAGAAUCACUAGACGAAGAAGUUGGAGAAACUCAAGAUCAAAUGGUGGAUAUUCCUCAAAUUUUUGCACCCAUCUCACAUACAAUGGAGCACAUUCCUUAGAUUACAGUUCGUGAUCCUGAUAGACUUGCAAGGACUAAAGGUCGUCCACGCAAUGCUACUAUAAUCCAGUCAGGUUUAGAACAAGCACAAGAAAAGAAAGAAAGGAAGAAACGUAUAUGUAGCAGAUGUGGUGAACUCGGGCAUUAUAGAACUAGCUGUAAAGUCAACUUGCCAAGGUAUAAUUAAUAUUUUUUCAUGAAACUUUUUUUGUUUGAUUAAAUUCUCAGUAAUGAUUAUUUUGUAAUGUAAUUUGCAGCCAAAUUCUCGGUAAUGAUUAAAUUUUUCUCGGUAAUGAAGGGCUUAAUAUUUUUGAGCUAUCUUGUAAAAUCCAAGUGAAUAGCAUCAAUGGUGGGUGGUUGGAACACAGGUUGAGCAUUCUCUAUUAUGCAGCUAUCUUGUAAUGUGAUUUGAGCUUAUAUUCAGCUACUUUGGUUGUAACUUUGGAGGUUAAGUCUUUGAUGAAACUCUGUUUGAUGUUGUAACUCAUGAUGUAGCACUGUUUGAUGCUUGUAGCUUUGCUGUAGCUUAUAUUUAGCUACUUUGGUUAUAGCUCAAUUCUCUUUUAUGCAGCUAUCUUGUAAUGUGAUUUGAGCUUAUAUGCAGCUAUCUUGUAAUGAUUAUUCAGCUACUUUGGUUGCA